Actinia tenebrosa (Australian red waratah sea anemone) is the source of this 2432-nucleotide messenger RNA. RefSeq lists its product as uncharacterized. The record is from RefSeq and is a predicted model, not a curated record. Lineage: Eukaryota; Metazoa; Cnidaria; Anthozoa; Actiniaria; Actiniidae.
GCUCAUGAUCAUUAUACAGUUCUUGCUUUACGGAUCACACCACAGUCCAUUAAUCCCCAAGGGCAGAGGUACAACACGAGAAGUGAAUUCCCCAACAUGAAUCCAGCGAUAACCGGAGCUCUAGUGCUCCUGCUCUUUGUGACAUUCCUUGAUGGGUUGUCCAUCUCACGCAUUGGAUUCAGAAGAUCAUCCUUCAUGAAAAAACUUGUCGGAAAAAAUGACAGGUGCAAAGAUCACAACGAACGCUACUGCAAAAAGUUUACCAAAUACUGUGAUUUGAGUCCAACUAGGAUGUCAAGGGAUUGCAAAGCUACUUGCGGCAUGUGCAAACCAGGUAUUUUGUCUAUGGACAGAGAUAGUAGAUGCGCUGGUUGGGGAAAACACAACUUUUGUAAUAUGCCUCGUCACCAGCCAUUUGUUCUCAAGAACUGCCUUUUCACAUGCAGAAAUGAAAUAAAAUCUCACAGCAAAGUAAUUAUGGAUCAACCACCAAACAAACCAGGAGAAAAGCCCGGCGCUGGAGGACAGGGUAGACCACAACCUGGAAUGGGAGGGCCGAGGCCCGGAAUGCCAGGACAAAUGCCUGGAAUGGGAGGAGGAAUGUAUGGAAUGCAAGGACAAAUGCCAGGAAUGGGAGGAAUGUAUGGCAUGCAGGGACAAAUGCCUGGAAUGCCAGGACAAAUGCCUGGAAUGCCAGGACAAAUGCCUGGAAUGCCAGGACAAAUGCCUGGAAUGCCAGGACAAAUACCUGGAAUGCCAGGACAAAUGGGAGCUCCAAUGGGAGGAAUGGGACAGCCAUGUGGACAACAAGGCCAAGACCCAUGUUCAUUCCAGUUUACACAGAUAAUUCCUCCAAUGCCACAACAGCCUUGUGGUCAGCCGCCUUGUCCCCCACCAAUGCCACCACCACAACAGCCUUGUGGUCAGCCACCAUGCAUGCCGCCUCCUCCACCACCACAACAGCAGUGUCCUCAGCCACCAUGCAUGCCCCCUCCACCACCACCACCACCACCACAACAGCAGUGUCCACCUCAAUGCAUGCCUCCACCACCACCUCAGCCUUGUGCUCAACCUCCAUGCCCUCAGAUUCCUGCUCCUCCACCACCACCCCCACCACAGCAGUGUCCACCACAAUGUAUGCAACCUCAACCUCUCCCACAAAUGCAGCAGUGUCCUCAACCACCAUGCAUGCCCCCACCACCACCACCACCACCACCACCACCACCACCACCACAACCACAACAGCAAUGUCCACCUCAAUGCAUGCCUCCACCACCACCUCAGCCUUGUCCCCAACCACCAUGUAUGCCACCACCACCACCACCACCACCACCACCACCUCCACAAAAUUGUCCACCCUCUUGUAUGCCACCUCCGCAACCAACGCAGCAGUGUGCCCAACCACCAUGCUCGCCAAUGGGACCGGACAUGGGAAUGUCCAUGGGACAACCAAUGGGGAUGGGACAACCAAUGGGGAUGGGACAAUCUAUGGGAAUGGGACAAUCUAUGGGAAUGGGACAACCAAUGGGAAUGGGACAACCAAUGGGAAUGGGACAACCAAUGCCAAUGGGGCAACCAAUGGGACAAUACCCAUAUGGUCAACCACAACCACAAUACCCAGGACAGACACCACCUUCAGGCCAACCUGCUCCUGGCCAGCCCCAACCACCUGCUGGUGGUAAUGCCAACAAACCAGGUGAAAAGAAACCAUCUGGAACCCCUGAAAAGAAGCCAAGUGAACAAUCAAAGCCUCCUGCCGAACAGAACAAACCACAAAAUGACUUCGUACAACGAAACUUCAAUCAACCAGCUUACAUCAUAACCAAACCAGAACUUGGAACUUAUGGACCUCCUCCAUUCAAAAAAUCACUGAUCGCACGAAGACGACAUAAGUCCUAAGCUCUUUAAGAUGCUAUAGAAAAGUCCCUGGCCGAAUGAUGUUAGUCAACACUCCAUACACAAAAUACCCUUCGUAUGAAGUAUUAGCUAUCGAUUUUAGGGCAACUUUACUUUUACCGAAUAAAUUCAAUGUAUAUAUGGACACAAUAUGGAGACGGGCAAGAACUGGUUCUGUGGUUUACACUGUUAAGCAACUACACGCGUGGAAUCAUAGUGACAAGUGACAAAAAUGUUACAGAAAAGUGACACAUUGAAGAGACAUUUUUCAUUAAUAUAAGAAUACGAUAUAUGUAUAUUUGAUAUGCUGUGAGAGGAAUAAGUGUAUAUUGGCAUUGCACAGCAUCAGUCGGCGGUGAAUUGUCGGCGGUGAUUGGCUAAAACGCAGCACGCACAACCAACAGGAUUCUAUGUUCAUUCCAGCGGACAACUAGAGUCAUUUAUUUAAAUACCAAGUAACAUUCCCAAAGCAUUGACGUAACACUAUUAUGUAUUAUGAUUUACUUGUUUUAUUAAAUGCUAUGCAUCUUACCUUA